Messenger RNA from Bombyx mori (domestic silkworm), 817 nucleotides. It is a transcript of the gene Ufc1, whose product is annotated as ubiquitin-fold modifier-conjugating enzyme 1. Gene Ontology annotation, biological process: protein K69-linked ufmylation. The transcript is spliced from 4 exons. Gene Ontology annotation, cellular component: cytoplasm. Gene Ontology annotation, molecular function: UFM1 conjugating enzyme activity. The coding region runs from base 250 to 759 and encodes 169 amino acids. Lineage: Eukaryota; Metazoa; Arthropoda; Insecta; Lepidoptera; Bombycidae. The record is from RefSeq and is a predicted model, not a curated record.
GGCGAAUGAAUCGCCGCGGCGCCGUUACAUAUUUUUUAUGUGACAGAGCAUAUAAAAGAUAACGCUGUAUGGGGUAUCACCUCCGUCGCCUUUCCCGUUGGAAAAUGUAACUGCCACUCUGACACUAUGUUUCUGAUGUCAUUGAUGUCAAACGUAAAUUUGACAUUCGAUCGUAUACAAUUAACGUGUACACUUUCGACGUUGAUAUUUCGAUAUUUGGAAUGUUUUAAUGAUUAAUAUCCAUUAAUAAUGGUUGAUGAAGGCACUAAGAGGACUUUGAGCAGCAUCCCUUUACUGCAGACUAAAGCAGGACCCAGGGACAAGGAGCUAUGGGUGAACAGAUUAAAAGAAGAGUACCAAGCGCUCAUAAAGUACGUACAGAACAACAAGUCUGCUGAUAAUGACUGGUUCCGUCUCGAGUCUGACAAAACCGGGACCAGAUGGUUCGGCAAAUGCUGGUUUGUUCAUAACCUCCUGAAGUAUGAGUUUGACCUUGAGUUUGACAUACCGAUAACAUAUCCAAAGACCGCACCAGAAAUAGCCCUGCCCGGUCUUGACGGUAAGACAGCGAAGAUGUACCGAGGUGGCAAGAUAUGCCUCACUGAUCAUUUCAAGCCGUUGUGGGCGAGGAACGUGCCGAGGUUUGGGAUUGCCCAUGCCAUGGCUCUUGGGCUGGGUCCCUGGCUGGCGGUGGAAAUACCGGAGAUGAUCGAGAAAGGCGUUGUCACGUACAAAGAGAAGACUGAGGAAGCGAAAUGAACAAAUUGAACAUUGUAUAUAAAAUUAUAUGUAAAUAAAAUUAUUGUAUAUAUUUGUA